Messenger RNA from Maniola jurtina (meadow brown), 990 nucleotides. Its product is annotated as clumping factor A-like. Bases 4 to 990 code for a protein of 328 amino acids. The transcript has a single exon. The record is from RefSeq and is a predicted model, not a curated record. NCBI's taxonomy places the organism in Eukaryota, Metazoa, Arthropoda, Insecta, Lepidoptera, Nymphalidae.
UCCAUGAUGUACCGUUUACUUGUUUUGUAUGCAAUUUUACCUUGUUUGCUUACUAAACCAUGUGUAGAUAGACACAGCUACACCCGUCCACCGUUUCAUGGAACUCCAUGCCCUAGAAUUAUCGGGGACUUGGAAAUAUUGGAAUCCAGUGAAAAAGAUUCCCAAAGUGAGUCACUAGAGAACUCCGACGAAGACUCUUCAUCGGAAUCCAGCGAAGAAGAUUACGAAAGUGAGUCAGCAGAGAGCUCCGACGAAGACUCUUCAUCGGAAUCCUACGAAGAAGAUUCCCAAAGUGAUUCACUGGAGAACUCCGACGAAGACUCUUCAUCGGAAUCCAGCGAAGAAGAUUAUGAAAGUGAGUCACCAGAGAGCUCCGACGAAGACUCUUCAUCGGAAUCCUAUGAAGAAGAUUUCCAAAGUGAUUCACUGGAGAACUCCGACGAAGACUCUUCAUCGGAAUCCAGCGAAGAAGAUUACGAAAGUGAGUCACCAGAGAUUUCCGACGAAGACUCUUCAUCGGAAUCCAGCGAAGAAGAUUCCCAAAGUGAUUCACUGGAGAACUCCGACGAAGGCUCUUCAUCGGAAUCCAGCGAAGAAGAUUCCCAAAGUGAUUCACUGGAGAACUCAGACGAAGACUCUUCAUUGGAAUCCAGCGAGGAAGAUUACGAAAGUGAGUCACCAAAGAGUUUCGACGAAGACUCUUCAUCGGAAUCCAGCGAAGAAGAUACCGAAAGUGAGUCACCAGAGAGUUCCGACGAAGACUCUUCAUCGGAAUCCUACGAAGAAGUUUCCCAAAGUGAGUCACCAGAGAGCUCCGACGAAGACUUUUCAACGGAAUCCAGCGAAAAAGAUUCCGAAAGUAAAUCACCAGAAAAAGAAAGGAAAAAAAUAUAUUAUAAUGUAUACCUAUUCGUUCUUGGUGUGACAAAUCAUACAAUUAUCAAUGUAACAUUUUCAUCUGUGAUGCCACCCCAAAAUGGUGUACACUAG